UUUUCUUUCUUUUUAUUCACUUUCAACUACUUGACAGCCGCUUAUCACAAAUUGCAAAUUACAAAUUACAAAUGGCCGACUACGAAAUGUCCUGCACCUGCGAUGUUGCCCCUGGCAACCGCCCACACCGCCACCGCGAGCUACAGCCCGAGCCCGUCAUUCUCGACAGCAUUCUGGAUCAUAUUGGCAACACGCCUCUUGUCAGGCUGAACCGCAUUGCCGCAAGCGAGGGGCUCCAGUGCGAGCUGCUGGCCAAAUGCGAGUACUUUAAUGCCGGCGGCUCUGUCAAGGACCGCAUUGCCCAUCGUAUUCUCGAAGAGGCCGAGGCUGACGGCCUGAUCAAGCCUGGAUUCACCAUCAUCGAGGCUACCUCGGGAAACACCGGCAUUGGCCUUGCCUUGGCCUGCGCAGUCAAGGGAUACAAGUGCAUUAUCACGCUGCCCGAGAAGAUGUCGCAGGAGAAGGUCGAUGUCCUGCGCGCGCUCGGCGCCCAGAUUAUUCGCACUCCGACGGAGGCCGCCUGGGACUCGCCACAGUCGCACAUUAGCGUCGCCAACAGGCUGCACAAGGAAAUCCCCAACUCUAUUAUCCUCGGCCAGUACACCAGCCCGUACAACCCUGUGGCCCACUACGACAGCACCGCUGAGGAGAUCCUGCGCUCGUGCAACAACCAGCUCGACAUGCUCGUGUGCGGAGCCGGCACCGGAGGCACCCUUAGCGGCAUCGCUCGCAGAAUCAAGGAACGUUGCCCCGAGUGCAUCAUUGUCGGCGUCGACCCUAUUGGCUCCAUUUUGGCGCAGCCCGAGAGCCUGAACAACGCGACCACCGGGGUUUACUUUGUCGAAGGAAUCGGCUACGAUUUCAUCCCCGAGACCCUCGACCGGUCGCUGGUCGAUCACUGGAUCAAGAUUACCGACAAGCCUUCGUUCACCAUGGCGCGCCGCCUCAUCCGCGAAGAAGGCAUCCUGUGCGGCGGGUCCUCGGGCGGCGCCGUAUGGGCUGCGAUUGAAGCUGCGCGCGGCCUGGGCCCUGGCAAGCGUGUUGUCACCAUCUUGCCGGAUUCCGUGCGCAACUACAUGACGCGCUUCCUCAACGACGACUGGAUGAAGAAGCAUGAUUUCUUGGAUAAGGACGAGGAGAUCCGUAAGCGCAACGAGCGCGAUGCCAUGUGGACCGGAGCCCGCGUCAAGGACCUCAAGCUUAAUCGCGCUGUGGUCAUUGGGAUGGACACCCCAGUUUUGGAGGCUGUGGAGCUGAUGAAGGACAAUGGCUUUGACCAGCUCCCUGUCAUUAGCAGCCGCGGCAUCCUGCGCGGAAUCGUCACCCUCGGUAAUGUUCUUUCUCUUGUCACCACCGGCCGUGUCAACUCGAACGGCAAAGUGGCCGACGUUAUGUUCCGCUUCCAGACGGGCGGCGGUUCGUCAAAGAAGUUCCGCGAGAUUACCCCUGAGACUCCCCUGGGCGAGCUCGAGCACUUUUUCGAAAACAAUAUCGCUGGUAUUGUCACCGAGCGCCUGUCCAUUGAUGAAGACCGCGUGGCGUUCAAGCCCGUGCAUGUUGUUACUGCUGUCGACUUGCUGACUUACUUGAUGAGGGUGAAGAAGUAAGGACUCAUAAUUACCUUUUUGUCUAUUGAUUUAAAACUUACAUUAAAUUAUAAAGGCAGUCAAGCCCCUUUUAACUAUUC
Kickxella alabastrina is the source of this 1687-nucleotide messenger RNA. RefSeq names its product cystathionine beta-synthase. Gene Ontology annotation, molecular function: cysteine synthase activity; cystathionine beta-synthase activity. The record is from RefSeq and is a predicted model, not a curated record. Gene Ontology annotation, cellular component: cytoplasm. The transcript has 2 exons. NCBI's taxonomy places the organism in Eukaryota, Fungi, Kickxellomycota, Kickxellomycetes, Kickxellales, Kickxellaceae. The coding region runs from base 72 to 1607 and encodes 511 amino acids.